Messenger RNA from Penicillium vulpinum, 1299 nucleotides. Its product is annotated as Tm-1-like ATP-binding domain-containing protein. The record is from RefSeq and is a predicted model, not a curated record. The transcript has a single exon. Bases 1 to 1299 code for a protein of 432 amino acids. Lineage: Eukaryota; Fungi; Ascomycota; Eurotiomycetes; Eurotiales; Aspergillaceae.
AUGUCUCCAACUACCCCCACAAUCCUUCUCUUAGGAACAUGUGACACCAAACUCCCAGAACUCCUUUACACAAAAUCCCAAAUUGAAUCCACCAAAGCCACAGUCCUCCUAAUGGACAUCAGCCGCAACCCAACGAUCCACCCAGAAAUCACUAUCCCUCAAAGUGCCUUAACCAGCCUCUCCCUCUCCCCAUCAGCCCCAAUCCCAGAUCUAACAGCCCUCACCCGGGCCGAGUAUAUAACCACACUCACACCCUACGCCACAAAGAAAGUAACCUCCCUCCACGAAUCCCACCAAAUCCACGGCAUCCUCGGCAUCGGCGGUUCAUGCGGGACAUCCCUCACAGCAGCAGUGAUGCGUGACGCACUACCAGUCGGAUUCCCCAAGCUUCUCGUCUCGACCAUGGCGUCUGGAGAUGUGGGUCCAUAUAUCGGCGAAACAGACAUCAGCAUGAUGUACAGCGUUGUUGAUAUCGCGGGCCGGAAUCGUGUUUUGGAAGGUGUUCUUGAUAAUGCUGCUGGGGGGAUUGUGGGGAUGGCGAGUGCAUUUUUGAAGCGCGAGCGAGAGCGAGAGGAGAAGCAAGUAGGGGUACAUGCAUCCUCUGCUGUUAGGAUUGCUAUAUCCAUGUUUGGAGUUACGACGCCUGGUGUUACACGUGCCCGGGAACGUCUGGAGGAGGUUCUGUCUGGUUGUGAGGUUUAUGUUUUUCAUGCGACUGGGUCUGGGGGACGGGCUUUGGAGAGGCUUGUUAGGGAGGGGCAGAUUGAUGCAGUGCUUGAUUUGACGACUACGGAGAUUGCGGAUGAGGUUGUUGGUGGGGUUCUUAGUGCUGGUGCUGGACGGUUGACUGCAGCUACGGUGCGGGAUAUUCCUAGGGUUGUUAGUGUGGGAGCGUGUGAUAUGGUUAAUUUCGGGGAGGCAGGGAGUGUCCCUGCUUCUUUUCGGGAAGAGGGAAGGUUGUUCCAUGAACAUAAUGCGACUGUUACCAUUAUGCGGACCACUGAGAAGGAGUGUGUUGAUAUUGGGAGGUUCAUAUCAGGGAACUUGUUGCGGGACUCGAGAGACAAAGGAGAAUUAAGACGGACGAAGGUGAUUUUGCCUGUUGGUGGAGUGAGUAUGUUGGAUGUUCCUGGUCAGCCAUUCCAGGAUCCAAAGGCAGAUGAGGUACUGUUUUCUACAUUGGAGAGGGAAUUGGAGGGCAGUGGGAUAUCAGUUGUGCGAGAUUCCCGUGACAUCAAUGAUCCUGACUUUGCGGUGGCGGUAGCAGACGAAUUGGUUAAAUUGAUCCGCGAGGAAUAG